GUAAAACCAAUCCAAUCCAACUCAACACCACCAACGACCGAUCCGAUACACAUACAUGCUCGCAACAAGAACCCUUCUUCUCCGAUCAACCGCCCUCAAAAUGGCACUCCACCCCCCACCACCCGUCGAGAAACUAAUCUGUACGUCCCCUCCAUAAACUGCCCCUCCAAGCACCCCUCCAUCCCGCGUCCCAGCUAACAAAACAGUCGCCCCCGCCGACUCCCAAAACAACACCCAAGCCGCACAAUUCACCAAAGGUUCUCUCGACCCCUCCCAGCUCUCCCCAUCCCCCCUAACCCAAUUCCACACCUGGUUCUCGCACGCGCAAACCUCCCACGUCCCACACCCCGAAACCGUCUGUCUCUCCACCGCCUCCCUCCCCUCCGGCCGCGUCUCCGCACGCAUGGUCUACCUCAAAGAACUCGACCCCCGCGGCUUCGUCAUCUACUCAAACUGGGGGACCUCGAAAAAAGCCCGCGAUAUCGAGUCCAAUCCCUGGGCGAGUCUGACGUUCUGGUGGGCGGAGCUGGAGAGACAGGUUAGGAUUGAGGGGAGGGUGGAGAGGUUGAGUACGGAGGAGAGUCAGGUUUAUUUUGAUACGAGGAUUAGAGGGAGUAGGGUGGGGGCUUGGGCUAGUCGGCAGAGUGAGGUUAUAGAGGGACGGGAGGUGUUGGAUGGGUGGGUGGAGGAGGUGGAGAGGAGGUUUGAGGGGACGGAGGGGAUUCCUUGUCCGGAGUUUUGGGGGGGUGUUAGGGUUGUGCCUGUGGAGGUGGAGUUUUGGCAGGGGAGGGAGAGUCGGUUGCAUGAUCGGUUUAGGUAUUUGAAAGCUGAGGGGGGAGAGGGAGGGGAGGGGGGAGAGUGGAAGAUUGAGAGGUUGAGUCCGUAG
Molecule: messenger RNA, 886 nt
Organism: Hymenoscyphus albidus
Lineage: Eukaryota; Fungi; Ascomycota; Leotiomycetes; Helotiales; Helotiaceae
Source: the annotation of a GenBank genome assembly